Nerophis ophidion (straightnose pipefish) is the source of this 5021-nucleotide messenger RNA. RefSeq names its product focal adhesion kinase 1-like. The transcript is spliced from 36 exons. Lineage: Eukaryota; Metazoa; Chordata; Actinopteri; Syngnathiformes; Syngnathidae. The record is from RefSeq and is a predicted model, not a curated record. Bases 36 to 3716 code for a protein of 1226 amino acids. Gene Ontology annotation, molecular function: ATP binding; protein tyrosine kinase activity. Gene Ontology annotation, biological process: protein phosphorylation; signal complex assembly. Gene Ontology annotation, cellular component: cytoskeleton; focal adhesion.
GGAAUGGGCUUGAGGCUGAGGAUAAUUUCACAUGAAUGUUGAUGGUGUUUUCCUGGUCAAAGGUCAUGCCAUGUUGCACCGGCUGUCUGAUCGAUGUCAAGUCUCAAGGAGAAUACACAAUCUGUAAUGGCCAAGCGCUCAGGACACAGCUACACCUAAGGCUCUAUGCUGAAUACGGUGGCCAGCAAUUUAGUUUGGGCCAGGAUUGGAACUGCACUCCACUCCCUACAGAACAAAUGGAGAACAGUGGCUGCAUCCCGCUCUGCUGGAACAAAGGAGUCUGCAUCUAUGCACAGCAUCCAUUACCAAAAUAUGACAGCCAGUUAGCCCCGCUAAGAAAAUCUGAGUCAGGCAUGGCAACGUCUUCCUACUUGGAGCCAAACCUCAAACACUCUGCAGCAGGUGGGUGUGGGGUUAAAUCCCGGUCCGGGGUGGCCGGCAGUACUGGUGUUGGUACCAGUGGCUCUGCUGGUGGUCUUGAGCGGACACCGGGUUCUAUGGAUCGGGUUCUAAAGAUUUUCCACUACUUUGAGACAAACAGUGAACCAAGCACCUGGGCGAGUAAUAUCAGACAUGGAGAUGCUACUGAUGUCAGGGGAGUCAUCCAAAAGAUAGCGGAAAUCCACAAAUUGCGCUGUGUCACUUCACUUGGCCUCCGUUUAACCCAUUUGCACACGGACGCACGCCAUUGGUUACAUCCUGACUUGGGAGUCUCUCAUGUCAGGGAGAAAUAUGAGAAACAGCACCCACAGGAAGAGUGGAGGUACGAGCUGCGGAUGCGCUACUUUCCAAAAGGUUACCUCAGUCAUUUCUCGGAAGACAAACCCUCGCUCAACUACCUCUAUCACCAGGUUAAAAGUGACUACAUGCAACAUAUCGCAGAUCAGGUGGAUCAAGAUAUCGCUUUGAAACUGGGCUGUCUGGAAAUAAGGCGUUUCUUCAGAGAGAUGCCAGCAAAUGCCCUUGACAAGAAAUCCAACUACGAACUCCUAGAGAAAGAUGUUGGUUUAAGAAGGUUCUUCCCUAAAAGCCUACUAGACUCUUUAAAGGCAAAGGCUCUCCGUAAGCAGAUCCAGCAGACUUUUAAGCAGUUUGCCAACCUCAACGAUGAACAGAGCAUCCACAAGUUCUUUGAGAUAAUCUCUCCCAUUUACCACUUCGACAAAGAGUGCUUCAAAUGUGCUUUAGGGUCUAGUUGGGUAAUAUCAGUCGAGUUGGCAAUCGGACCAGAGGAAGGAAUCAGCUACCUCACAGAUAAGGGCUCAAUGCCUACCCACUUAGCUAACUUCAACCAGGUUCAGUCCAUCCAAUAUUCAGCUUUGGAGGAGAAGGACAGGAAAGGCAUGCUGCAGCUCAACGUUGCAGGAGCUCCAGAGCCCCUCACAGUAACCACAGCUUCACUGACCACAGCAGAAAACAUGGCCGACUUGAUUGACGGUUACUGUCGACUCUUCUCCUUAGCUACUCACUCCUUCAUCGUCAGAGUCCACAAGGAGGGCGACAGAGCACUACCAUCUCUGCCAAAAGUGUCAAAUCACGAGAGGCGGAUGGAAAAACGGAUGGAGGGAGUGCGAACCAGAGCAGUUUGUGUGUCAGGGCACACUAGUGGCGAUGAAACAGAUGACUAUGCUGAGAUCAUAGAUGAGGAAGACACCUAUACCAUGCCUUCAAAAUACUAUGGACUAGAUCAAGCACAGGACUAUGAGAUUCAGAGGGACCGUAUUGAUUUGGGCCGCUGCAUAGGUGAGGGUCAGUUUGGGGACGUCCACCAAGGAGUCUACAUCAGCCCGGAGAACCCGGCACUGUCAGUAGCUGUGAAGACAUGUAAGAACUCAACAUCGGACAGUGUCAGGGAGAAAUUUCUCCAAGAAGCACUCACCAUGCGUCAGUUCGACCAUCCUCACAUUGUGAAACUGAUGGGCGUCAUUACAGAUAAUCCAGUCUGGAUCAUCAUGGAGCUUUGCACACUGGGAGAGUUACGCUCCUUCCUGCAAGUGAGAAAGUACAGCCUAGACCUGGCUACUCUCAUCCUGUACUCCUACCAGCUCAGCACGGCAUUGGCCUACCUGGAGAGCAAACGCUUUGUACACAGGGACAUAGCAGCACGGAACGUCCUGGUAUCCACCGUGGAUUGUGUGAAGCUGGGUGAUUUUGGUUUGUCACGUUACAUGGAAGACAGUUCUUACUACAAAGCAUCUAAGGGAAAGCUGCCUAUUAAAUGGAUGGCUCCUGAGUCUAUCAAUUUUAGAAGAUUUACCACAGCCAGUGAUGUCUGGAUGUUUGGUGUCUGUAUGUGGGAAAUUUUAAUGUACGGCAUUAAGCCUUUCCAAGGUGUGAAAAACAAUGACGUCAUUGGCAGGAUAGAAAAUGGAGAACGACUGGCCAUGCCGCCGCAGUGCCCCCCUACCCUCUACAGUUUGAUGACGAAGUGCUGGUCGUAUGAUCCCAGCAAAAGGCCGCGCUUCAAUGAACUGAAAACCCAGCUCAGUACCAUACUAGAGGAGGAGAAGCUUCAGCAGAAAGAGAGGAACAGGAUGGAGAUGAGGAGGCAGGUCACCGUUUCUUGGGACUCAGGAGGAUCUGAUGAAGCACCACCAAAGCCCAGUAGACCAGGUUACCCCAGUCCGCGAUCCAGUGAAAGUUACUACCCCAAUCCCCAGCACCCUGGACACUACCAGAUGGCAGGGUACCCAGGCCCUCACACGCUCCCUUCGGUGCCCAGCGCCCUCUACCCACCGUCGGCCGCAAUGGUGGACACUCAUCAUGCGCACACGCACCCUCGCCACCACGUCCAUGCGCACUCACAUGUACAGCACCUCCCCCAGUCGCACGGACAGGACAUGGUCCAUUGGGGCUCAGCCAUGGAGGACAGGGAAAUAGACUUGCAGCCGUGUGUAGGCCAGCAGUGCCUGUUAAUGGAGGAACAGCUGAUGCUACAACAACAGCAGAUGGAGGAGGAUCGAAGGUGGCUGGAGCAAGAGGAAAGGCUGCUGACUCUUGACGGUGAUGAGCGGCGAGGGAGGAGGGGCGAGCCCCAAGUACACCACCUUCAUACUUCGAAACCAGACACCAGAAGCUCUCGGGGGAGUCUGGACCGAGAUGACGGAGGACUCCCGCUCUCAGCGGGAAACCAACACAUUUACCAGCCAGUGGGCAAAGCAGAGCUUGUGGCCCCUCCAAAGAAACCCCCUCGACCCGGGGCCCAGAGCCAAGGGAGCUGUCUGGCUGGUCUGAACUCUGCUGACAGCUACAAUGAUGGACUCAAGCUGCAGCCCCAAGAGAUCAGCCCCCCACCCACCGCCAAUCUGGACCGCUCCAAUGACAAGGUGUACGAGAACGUGACGGGAUUGGUGAAAGCUGUGAUCGAGAUGUCCAGCAAGAUUCAGCCAGCUCCUCCAGAGGAGUACGUUCCCAUGGUCAAGGAUGUGGGCCUCGCAUUGAGGACUUUGUUGGCCACCGUGGAUGAGACGCUACCGCAACUUCCUGCCUGCACACACAGAGAGAUUGAGAUGGCGCAAAAGCUUUUGAACUCUGACUUGGCAGAGCUGAUUGGGAAAAUGAAGUUAGCUCAACAGUAUGUGAUGACCAGUCUUCAGCAGGACUAUAAAAAACAGAUGUUAACUGCGGCCCACGCCCUUGCUGUGGACGCUAAGAAUCUGCUGGAUGUCAUCGACCAAUCCCGGCUCAAGAUGAUGUCCCAGCCCCGCCCACAUUAACCUCACAUCAGAGGGGUCCCACACACAGGUGCUGGUCAUGGACUCGGUGGAUCAAUCUACUUCCUUAAGUGAGCCUUCUUGGAGGACUGAUCUGAGCUGAUCCCUUCAUUUAACUCUGCACCACUGUGACUUUGGAAAAAAAAAAAAAAAAAGAAGAACCGAGCAAAAACAGUUCCUGAAUCAGGGAUGUGGCAGCUUUGCUCUCUGUGUUCUCAACUGAGGAGGAAGAGAGGAUAAAGUGAUGAUGGCCAUGACUGAGAACUUUGCCAUUGCUGUGCUUUGUGUCCAAACUGGUGGCGUCAGUAAGCCAAGCCAUGAGAACAUGACUCUUAUCAGCUGCAUCACUUCCGCACGACAAGGAAGGACUCCAGCAUGUCCACUAGCAGCCCUGACAAAGAAACCUUCACGUCUCCCCUCAUCUCUCUCGCUCUCUCUCACUAUCUAUCUCUAUCUCUCCUUCUCUGUCUCUUCCCCCGUCACGACGGGUUUUAUUUAUAGCAACAGAAACUUCACACAAUAAUACCCAAGGACUUUGCCUUUUCAUUUUCCUUCAUUGUCACUACUCUUCCUGUUGUCUUCCUCGCUCACAUCCUUUCUAAGCAGGUUGCUAAGACUCUAAAUGUGAACAAUUCACCUUUUUUGUGUCCUUGUGAACAAUCACAGUCUUCUUACUGAAAAAUUACAACAUAUUCUAUCCCAGCAGCACUAAGGAGGAGUAGGAGGAGGAUGGUGGAUCAUGAGGGUCUGUGUUUUCUUCCCAACAUGGAGAAAGGGAGGCUGUCAUCAGUUUUACGAUGACAUCAUCUCCUCUUUUCACCGACCCACACACACGCACAUCACUGAUGUCACAAAGUGACUGGACAGGAACACUGAGCCGCUUUAACUGGAAUUUCAUCUUGCACAUAUUGAACUGAAAACACAAACGGCACGCCUGUGUGUGUGCUAGCAAAAGUGUGUGUGGGGCGUGACAUACAGGUAUGGAGGAGAGCAUUAUUUGCACAGCACCAGAAUAAAUCAAGUGAGUUGACCCAGGUUCUAUUCCCACGAUUAGCCAGCCAAUCCGCACCUGGGCAAUAUAGUAGGGUUUAAAAAGAUGUAAAAUAAACCAUUUAUUUUUUUCCUCUUUAUUGUUGCGUAAAUCUACUCAUGUUGGUAUAUUGUAACCUGUACUGGUGUGUAUCACUGGUCAUUUGUACAGACGUUGUGCUAGUAAACACUGGUUUUUAUUUUGUCUUCUGGGCUUAAUCUGACUUCUUGUCAAAUAGCAAGAAAACAAUGAAAUAAAGAAAUAAUGCAGAAGUGGAA